CUCUGUCUUUUUUUUUUUGGGGAAUAUCUCUAGCAGUCUAAGAUGGAGACCGAACUGGAGACGGAAACCGGCUGUCAGAGUUUGAAGCGGAGAAGGAGUUGUGCUAUAGAUGGAUUGAACUCAAUGUCCAGAUUCUGCACUGGAUUUUCUGCGUUUGAGAUUGGAUCCGGAGCGAUUCUUCGAGCAAUUGACCCGUACUUCCAUAACUUGCAUCGUUGUGUCUCCUCCGCCAAGGCUUGCUGCCAGCUUUCAGAAGUACAAAACAAGUACAGAAGCUGUGGUGUCAUAAUUUCAGAGUUCCAGACUUUUGAUUUCAACGGUAUAAAGGCAAGGACAGCAACUGCAGUCCAGACUCCAGAGUUUCAAUUUGAGGACCAUCGGAGACGCUGCUCCGGUAUAUUCAUCAGGACGCUGCCCGGCAUGAGUCAUCGGGACGCUGCCCGGCAUGGUUCAUCGGGACGCUGCCCGGCAUGGUUCAUCGGGACGCUGCCCGGCAUGGUUCAUCGGAGACGCUGCUCCGGCAUGGUCAUUGGAGACGCUGCUCCGGCAUGUUUUUUCCUUUUUCAUGACAUCCUGACAAACCUGUGAACACAAAAGAAAGUGAAGAUCAAGGAAGAGAGGGAGUCUCAACCUUUGUGAUAAAAGCACGCUGUUGAAUUCUUCUUGCUUGCAGCAGGGCCUCCGCUCUCUUCUUCUCUUUUUCUGUGUCCCCUCCGUGUCACUAUUGCUAGCUUUAUAUAGUGGGCUGAUGGAGAGUUUAACGUGGAUGUGGUUGACUUCCACAUGGAAUGAAAUAGCUAGAGUCUCAUUAAUCCAAGGCUCUUGAAGAUGGAUUUUCCUUAUCUUUCAUUGAGACGUUCUCUCCUGCUGCUCCUAUUCUUUCUCUUCUUUUUUUUAAUCAUUAUUUGGUUGGAACUUUAUCUUGUAUAAUAAAGAAAGCUACCAGCAAAUUGUAGCACGGCAUUAUGGAAUUUUGCUCCUUUGGCCUCAUAUGUUCAUUAUUUAUAAGAAUAAUUAUUUUUUU
Rosa chinensis is the source of this 1024-nucleotide messenger RNA. RefSeq lists its product as uncharacterized. Lineage: Eukaryota; Viridiplantae; Streptophyta; Magnoliopsida; Rosales; Rosaceae. The record is from RefSeq and is a predicted model, not a curated record. The transcript is spliced from 6 exons. The coding region runs from base 43 to 588 and encodes 181 amino acids.